Messenger RNA from Dipodomys ordii (Ord's kangaroo rat), 1304 nucleotides. It is a transcript of the gene Nudt8, whose product is annotated as nudix (nucleoside diphosphate linked moiety X)-type motif 8. Lineage: Eukaryota; Metazoa; Chordata; Mammalia; Rodentia; Heteromyidae. The transcript has 6 exons. Gene Ontology annotation, molecular function: coenzyme A diphosphatase activity. Bases 1 to 1227 code for a protein of 408 amino acids. The record is from RefSeq and is a predicted model, not a curated record.
AUGAGCGUAGAAACCGGCUCAGAGAUGUGCGGAGACAUGUUCAAAGUCACACAGCACAGCACACAGGACAUUCCACAAUUCAAGCGUUAUGCAUCGGGGUGGCCAUCUGGUCUGGCAGAGGGCGCAGAACCAGAGGGGCUAGGGUUGGGAUGGGAGUUAGAAACUUGGGGAUCCGACAGAGAAGAGCCUGGGGGGCCGUCGCUGGAGGCCAGUCUGACUGAGCCGGCUGGCAGGACUAAGGGUCUGGCAGGCUCCCAGCGGCCCGGGACCCCAGCUCCCAAGGCCCAGGGUCAGGAGGACGCCGCUGGAUCCUAUGGAGGUCACAGCAGCAACCGCCCGGCCUGCCGAGCCCUGGGAAGCUUGUGGGAGGGCCACGCCCAGACUGGAAAUUUAGUUGGUGUGGCCACGCCCCGUCUCGUAACUCCGGGCUCGGGUUUCCGCAUAGGCUCCACCCCGUUCCGCUCGAGGCCACGCCUCCGAGGCGGCGCGGCCGCGCCUUCCCCGGCCCGGCCCGCCAGGCGGCGCGGGGCCGGGCUGCUGGGCUCCGCCCCCGGCCGGAACCGAGGACGCCACCCCGGGACGCCUCGGGCCGGGUUAUUCUUGUCCUUGCUGCUAGAUCCUCCUGCGUACCCUCCCUGCCCAGAGCCUGCCUCCCUCCCUCCAGUGUUCUGGGUGGCAAGGGUUGCCCGCAGACUUCCAGCAAGUUCCUCCAGCCUUUCGGCACUGCUGAGCCCUCCGCACCCCCCUGGUCCCCGUGAGCCCCAGGCCCAGCCCCUGUGUCCGUUCAGUUUCCCAGGCGGCAAGAGCGAGCCCGCUGACCGCGACGUGGUGCACACGGCCUUGAGGGAGACCCAGGAGGAGCUGGGCCUGGCCGUGUCGGAGGAGCAGGUGUGGGGCCUCCUGCACCCCGUGUUUGACCAGAGUAAAACCUCCGUGGUGCCAGUACUUGCCAGCGUGGGUCCUUUGGAUCUGCAGAGCCUCAGGCCUAACUCCAAGGAGGUAGAUGAGGUGUUUGUGCUGCCCGUGGACCAUCUGCUGCAGACACGGAACCAGGGUUAUACUCACUUCUGCCAGGGAGGCCACUUUAGUUACACACUUCCGGUCUUCCUACAUGGACCACACCGAGUCUGGGGGCUCACGGCUGUCAUCACUGAGUUCACCCUGCAGCUGCUGGCUCCUGGCACCUACCAGCCCCGCCUUGUCAGCCCUAAGCCCCCCAGAGACUGAUGCCUGGCACCUCUGCGGCCACUGACUUUGCCCUGCUAGGCCCCUCUGAGAUGGAAUAAAGCCUUUGACAACUAUGA